AUGUCGCAACCGCCUGACGGUGGCUUUUCGCUGCCGGCACCGCCAAGGUCCCCGGCUGGGAGCAACAUCACCUAUGUCGACCCCGGCACCGGCACUCCUCCGCCUCUGGGCCAGAGCUAUGGACUUGACAGCAAGGAUAAGCUCGACAACUGUGCCGAGAACAAGGGUGGAGACGCCAGCGACUCGAUCGAAGAGGGUGACGAUGGCGACGAGACGGAGAUGGAGCGCCGCCAUUCCAUCGUCCAGAACCUCGCUCGGCAGUACACCAACCACUCUAUGGGAAGAGUCAAUACCCAGGCCGCUCAGUCCAUCUUCAUCACCGACGACCCCAACUCCCCCUUGAACCCCCGCGGCGAGAAGUUCAACGCGCGCGUAUGGGCCAAGACUCUCUCGCACAUGGUGACUGAGCAGGGUGCUGGUUUCCGCCGCACCGGCCUCUGCUUCCAGAACAUGAACGUCUUUGGAUACGGCGCCGAGACCGACUACCAGAAGGACGUCGGCAACGUCUGGCUCGAGGUUCCCAGCCUGGCUCGCAAACUCCUCGGCAACCAGAGCAAGCGAAAGAUUGACAUCCUGGACAACUUUGACGGCAUCGUUCGAUCUGGCGAGAUGCUCGUGGUUCUUGGUCCUCCCGGUUCUGGUUGCUCGACCUUCCUCAAGACAAUUUCAGGCGAGACCAGCGGCAUCUACGUCGACGACAACACCUACUUCAACUACCAGGGUGUCAGCGCCGAGGAGAUGCACAAGCACCACAAGGGCGAGUGCAUCUACACCGCCGAGGUCGAUGUCCAUUUCCCAAUGCUUCCCGUCGGUGAGACCCUCACCUUUGCGUCCCGCGCGAGAUGCCCUCGAACUCUGCCCCAGGGAGUCACCGCCAACGAGUUCUGCGACCACAGGCGAGACGUUGUCAUGGCCAUGUACGGCAUCAGCCACACUGUCAACACCCGCGUUGGUAACGAGUACGUCCGCGGAGUAUCUGGUGGUGAGCGCAAGCGAGUGACCAUCGCCGAAGCCACUCUCUCCGACGCGCCGUUCCAAUGCUGGGACAACUCGACUCGAGGUCUGGACUCUGCCAACGCCAUUGAAUUCUGCAAGACGCUCCGUCUGCAGUCCGAGCUGUUCGGCCAGACCUGCGCCGUGUCCAUCUACCAGGCUCCCCAGAGCGCCUACGACCUGUUCGACAAGGCUCUCGUGCUGUACGAAGGACGCCAGAUCUUCUUCGGUCGCGCCGACGAGGCCCGCGAGUACUUCAUCAACCUCGGCUUCGAUUGCCCUGCUCGCCAGACAACCCCCGACUUCCUCACCUCGAUGACAGCCCCGACGGAGCGCAUCGUCCGCCCUGGCUUCGAGGGUCGCGCCCCGCGAACCCCCGACGAGUUUGCCGUGUGCUGGAAGCAGAGCGAGAACUACAAGGCUCUCCAGGCGGAAAUCGAGGACUACAAGAGCGCACACGCUCUGGACGGACCCGACGCCGAGGCGUUCCGUGAGCACAAGAAGUCCUCCCAAGCUCGAGGCCAGCGUCUCAAGUCGCCCUUCACUCUCUCGUACGGUCAACAAGUCAUGCUCUGCCUGUGGCGCGGUUGGAAGCGCCUUAUGGGAGAUCCGUCUCUCACCGUGUUCAUGCUGCUCGCCAAUUCUGGUAUGGGCCUCAUCGUUUCGUCUCUGUUUUACAACAUGCAACCUACCACCGGAUCAUUCUACCAGCGUACCGCUGCCCUGUUCGUGGCAAUCUUGACCAACGCAUUUGCCAGUGCCCUCGAAAUUCUGACCCAGUACGCCCAACGCCCGAUUGUGGAAAAACACGUCCGCUACGCCUUCUAUCAUCCAUCUGCCGAAGCUUUCGCUUCUAUUUUGGUCGAUAUGCCGUACAAAAUCGCCAAUACCAUCCUCUACGACUUGAUCUUGUAUUUCAUGACGAAUCUGAACCGAGAGGCUGGAAACUUCUUUUACUUCCUUCUCAUCACGUUCUGUAUGGUUUUGGCCAUGUCCGGCAUCUUCCGUACAAUUGCAUCGGUAUCACGCACUCUAUCACAGGCCAUGGUUCCAGCCUCGAUUCUCAUCCUCGCCCUCGUUAUCUUCGCCGGUUUUGCUAUUCCAGUCGACUACAUGCUUGGAUGGUGCCGCUGGAUCAACUACCUCGACCCCGUUGCGUACGGAUUCGAGGCACUGAUAAUUAACGAGUUCCACGGACGAAACUUCACCUGCGAUGUCUUCGUACCCAGCUCUCUCAUCGACGGAUACGCCAAUGUUGGAGCGGAAAACCGCGCUUGCAGUACCGUUGGUUCUGUUGCAGGUCAGGGUUUUGUCGAUGGAGAUGUCUACAUGCAGACGGCAUUCAAGUACUACCACAGCCAUAAGUGGCGCAACUUUGGUAUCCUCGUCGCUUUCGUCAUCUUCUUCCACUUCACUUACAUCGUCGCCACCGAGUACAUCGCAGCCAAGAAGUCCAAGGGCGAAGUCCUGAUCUUCCGACGUGGGGACCAGCACAACGCCGCCUCCAAGAUGAGCAGUGAUGUCGAAUCGUCUCUCUCGCGACCCAUCGCCGUCGCCGAAAAGUCAAGCGGAAACACUUCCGACGAUGGUAACAUUCAAGGCUCAACCAGCGUCUUCCAUUGGAACGAUGUGUGCUACGAUAUCAAGAUCAAGAACGAACCUCGCCGAAUUCUGGACCACGUUGACGGCUGGGUUAAGCCGGGUACUCUGACUGCUCUUAUGGGUGUUUCUGGAGCCGGAAAGACCACGCUUCUCGACUGCUUGGCUGACCGUGUCUCGAUGGGUGUCAUCACCGGAGAGAUGCUUGUCGACGGAAAGAUUCGCGAUUCUUCCUUCCAACGCAAAACCGGAUACGUUCAGCAACAGGAUCUCCACCUCGAAACGAGCACGGUACGAGAGGCCUUGACCUUUAGCGCCCUGCUUCGACAGCCCGAUACGACGCCCCGAGCCGAGAAGAUUGCCUACGUCGAUGAAGUUAUCAAGCUCCUGGAUAUGCAAGAAUAUGCCGAUGCCGUUGUUGGUAUUCUUGGUGAGGGUCUUAAUGUUGAACAGCGAAAGCGCCUGACUAUCGGCGUUGAGCUGGCUGCUAAGCCUCCUCUGCUGCUCUUCGUUGAUGAACCUACCUCCGGUCUUGACUCUCAGACAUCCUGGGCUAUUCUCGAUCUCCUUGAAAAGCUCUCCAAGGCCGGCCAGUCUAUUCUUUGCACCAUCCAUCAGCCGUCAGCCAUGCUCUUCCAGCGCUUCGACCGACUCCUCUUCCUCGCUAAGGGAGGUCGCACUGUCUACUUUGGCGACAUCGGCAAGAACUCUGAGACCAUGGUAGAGUAUUUCCAGAAGCACGGCGCGCCUCACUGUCCUGCCGAGGAGAACCCUGCCGAAUGGAUGCUUGGAGCCAUUGGCGCCGCCCCCGGCUCUACCACUGAUCACGAUUGGCAUCAAGUCUGGCGCGACAGCAGCGAAUAUCAGGCCGUGCAGACCGAGCUCCAGCGUCUCAAGACCGAGGGAGCGGCCAACACAGCUGUGGAUGAACAUGCCGGUGCAUACAACGAGUUUGCCACACCUCUCUGGGACCAGCUGUUGAUCGUCACCCGCCGUGUCUUUGAGCAGUACUGGAGAACCCCGUCGUACCUUUACUCCAAGUUCAUCCUCUGUUGCUCUGUCUCCCUGUUCAUCGGUCUGGUCUUCCUGAACGCCCCGCUGAGUAUGCAAGGCUUGCAGAAUCAGAUGUUCGCCAUCUUCAACAUCCUCAGCAUUUUCGGUCAGUUGGUGCAGCAGCAGAUGCCGCAUUUCGUCACUCAACGAGCACUCUACGAGGUUCGCGAACGUCCAUCAAAGACCUACAGCUGGAAGGUCUUUAUGCUCUCGCAGGUCAUCACCGAGAUUCCGUGGAACUCGCUCAUGUCGGUCUUCAUGUUCAUCUGCGUCUACUAUCCUGUCGGUUUCGAUAAGAAUGCCUCCGACGCCGGCCAGACUGCUGAGCGCGGUGCUCUGAUGUGGCUUUUGUUCUGGCAGUUCAUGAUCUUCACCUGCACCUUCGCCCACGCAUGUAUCGCCAUCACAGACACCGCAGAGGCCGGCGGAAACCUGGCCAACAUUCUCUUCAUGAUGUGCCUGCUUUUCUGUGGUGUGCUCGCUUCUCCCGAUAGCAUGCCUGGAUUCUGGAUCUUCCUGUACCGCAUGUCACCAUUUAGUUACUUGGUAUCCGCUAUGCUGGCCGUGGGCCUGGCAAAUACCGACGUGACAUGCGCCGCCAACGAGCUGGUCAAGUUCAAGCCCCUCGACGGCCAGACCUGUGGGGAGUACAUGAGCUCGUACAUUAACCAGACCGGAGGCUACCUCCAGGAUGAGAUGAGCACCACGACCUGCAGCUACUGCACCAUGUCCAGCACGAACACUUAUUUGACCGCCCUGACCUCCGAGUAUGGUGACAGGUGGCGCAACUUUGGCAUUGGUAUGGUUUAUAUCAUUUUCAACAUUGCCGCCUCCCUGGCUCUCUACUGGCUGGUCCGCAUGCCCAAGGGCAAGAAGCAGGUAUAG
Ilyonectria robusta is the source of this 4530-nucleotide messenger RNA. Its product is annotated as ABC transporter. Gene Ontology annotation, molecular function: ATP binding; ATP hydrolysis activity; ABC-type transporter activity. The record is from RefSeq and is a predicted model, not a curated record. NCBI's taxonomy places the organism in Eukaryota, Fungi, Ascomycota, Sordariomycetes, Hypocreales, Nectriaceae. Gene Ontology annotation, biological process: transmembrane transport. Gene Ontology annotation, cellular component: membrane. The transcript is spliced from 2 exons. Bases 1 to 4530 code for a protein of 1509 amino acids.